GGUUUAGACGUGUUGCGCACACAUUGUAUUCUUUAAAGCUCUCUUAGUCAAAUUAAGUGAAAAUUGUUGUGUGAAAAAGCAAGAUGUCAGCAACCAUAGAAGUGUGUACAAAUGGGACUGCGGAAACCAUUAAAAGCGCAACGGAAACUACUAACAAUGGUGCUGCAGCCAAUGGCGCACCGAAUGCUAAGGGUGAAGUUCCCGAAUGGCUGAAAAAAGAUCUAUUUGUAGAUCUGCUGCAGAAAAACGUACCAAAUUUUAAGAGCAUUAAAAAUUUCACUGCCAAAGUUUCGGAAGGCGCUGGCGAAAAUUACGCCACACUCUUGGUCUCGGUGAAUUUAGGCGCAGAGCUUGAAGAUGGAAAAAUAGGAAAUUUCUCAUAUAUGAUCAAACUGCCCAUCGACGCGGUGCAGGAACUAAUGGCGAAUAGUCAUAAUAUAUUUGAUACAGAAAAUGUCAUGUAUAAAGACGUGAUACCGGAAAUGGAGCAAAUGUAUAGAGAUGCGGGUGUUGACGUGAAAUUCGGAACAAAAUAUUACGACAUAAAAACGCCAUCCAAAUAUGGUGUUAUACUCAUGGAGGAUUUACGUCCCCAUGGUUUCAAAAAUGUCAACCGUCUUGAGGGUUUCGACAUGGAACACACCAAGGCCGCAUUGAAAAAGUUGGCACAAUGGCACGCCGCAUCAGCGGUGCGUGUUGAAACCAAAGGGCAAUAUCCGAAAAUAGUUUCUGAUGGACCAUUUAAUGAGGACUUCUUAAAAAUGAUGGAAGAGAUGGGUGAAUCAAUGUCUGCAUUGUAUAUGGAAUGUGUGCGCACGUAUGAGGGCCAUGAAGAGUACUACGAUAGUUUGAAACGAAACCGUGAGAACUUUGCGGAACAAUUUCGUCCGCUGCUGAAAAUCGAUCCAAAUGAGUUCAAUGUUUUAAAUCAUGGAGACUUUUGGGCCAACAAUGUUAUGUUCCAAUAUGAUGACGCGGGCAAACUUAAGGAAACUUAUUUCGUUGACUUUCAGAUGACGCGUUAUGGUCCACCGAUAAAUGAUCUGUAUACUUUGCUGAUAUCGUCAACGAACCUGGAUGUGAAACUAAAGCAUUUCGAUUAUUUUAUUAAAUACUAUCAUGAUAAUUUGAUUGAGUACUUGAUAUUACUGAAAUAUCCCAAAAAACUACCCACACUUAAAGAAAUCCAUAUAGCCAUGCUCAAAUAUGGCACUUUCGCUGUGAACACAGUUAUUGGUCAUUUGUCCAUCGUGCUGCUCGAGCCAAAUGAGACAGCUAGUAUAGCCAAUAUAAUCGGCGAUUCAGAAGAUAGCAUUGCUCUGAAAAAAGCGAUGUAUACAAAUUCACGUUAUCGGAAACACGUUGAGGCAUUAUUUCCUUGGCUUUAUCAUCGUGGCGCGUUUUAGUGACUAAUAGAACGUGUGAAUACCCAUAAUAUAUAUUUAAUUUUAAUUGAAAUAAAUGUACAUGAAUAAAAAUUGUUAAGUCUAAUUGAUUUUUAAUUGGCAAAUUUCUCUGGUCCAAUGAACAAAGCUACUGUGAAAACACUUUAUGGAAA
Molecule: messenger RNA, 1558 nt
Organism: Bactrocera tryoni
Lineage: Eukaryota; Metazoa; Arthropoda; Insecta; Diptera; Tephritidae
Exons: 4
Coding region: 84-1406 (440 amino acids)
Source: RefSeq, a predicted model, not a curated record